AUGAAAUUAACUCAACUCCUUUGCUUUCUUGUGAUUCUUGUUGAUGUUUGUGAUAGUCGACGCAGAGUUACGACUACUAGUACAACUACAACGACACUACCACCUACAACAACAACUAAAACGGCACUACCAUCAACAACAAAAACAACAACGACACCAUCACCAUCACCAACAACAACAACAACUCAGGCACUAAAUACAUCAGAUCCAUUAGCACUUUCACGUUUAGAAUCUAUUAAAAAUUCAGUUAAUGAACUAAGUCUUCUAUCAAAAACAAUACCGUCUGAUUUUAUCUUUGACUUUGAUAAAGCUGUGACAGGUGUUUCACUCAGUAAUGGUGGUCGUACUGUUGCAGCAACUGUUGCUAACUUUCCAGGCUUGAUCAAUCAUGGUAUUGCAAUGACAGUAGGUUUUUUGGGUCCAUGUGGAAUUAAUCUUCCACAUACACAUCCACGAGCAACAGAAAUCAAUUUUUCUGUUGAUGGUGAUUUUCAAGUUGGAUUUUAUCAAGAAAAUGGUGCAACUUUUAUUAUGAAUGAAGUACAUAAAAAUCAAGUCGCUGUCUUUCCAAAAGGUGCUAUUCAUUUUGAACAGAAUAUGAAUUGUACACCAGCAACAUUCGUAGCAGCUUUUAAUAGUGAAGAUCCAGGAGUACUAACUAUUUCGAAUGCUUUUUUUGGUUCAAUACCAGCCACAGUUGUUGGUGCAAGUUUAGGUGGUUUAAAUAUUUCAACUAUUGAAGACAUUCGUUCAAACCUUGCAAAAAAUCCAUCACUCGGUAUUGAAGAAUGUCGUAAACGAUGUAACUUAUAA
Molecule: messenger RNA, 813 nt
Organism: Adineta steineri
Lineage: Eukaryota; Metazoa; Rotifera; Eurotatoria; Adinetida; Adinetidae
Source: the annotation of a GenBank genome assembly